CUGAAUUUAGAAUUUGAUAAAAUGAAAAUGAAAAUGAAAAUGAUGAGAACAAACCAACACAAACACAAUGGAGAACAAUAACAAGGGGCUAAUGCUAAUGGUGUUUUCUUUCUUCUUUUGCUCCAUGCCCACUUUCUCUAGACAAAACUAUUUUACUACUAUUGCUCCAAAUCAGUUUAUGCAAUACGGUGAUACUCUUGUUUCUGCAGCUGGAAUGUAUGAAGCCGGAUUUUUCAACUUUGGCGAUUCCCAACGCCAAUACUUCGGUAUAUGGUACAAGAAGAUAUCACCAAGGACUAUUGUGUGGGUUGCCAAUAGAAAUACUCCUGUACAUAACUCAGCAGCAAUGCUGAAACUCAAUGAUCAAGGAAGUCUUGUUAUUCUUGAUGGCUCCAAAGGUGUCAUCUGGUCCUCCAAUUCAACAAGAAUUGUAGUGAAAUCAGUUGUUCAGCUUUUGGAUUCGGGAAAUCUCAUCUUGAAAGAUGCAAACGGCUCUCAGAACUUUUUGUGGGAAAGUUUUGACUAUCCUGGUAACACUUUCCUUCCUGGAAUGAAGCUGAAAAGUAACUUAGUUACUGGUCCAUAUAGAUAUCUCACAUCUUGGAGAAGCCCUCAAGAUCCUGCUGAAGGUGAGUGUUCAUAUAGGAUAGAUAUGCCUGGUUUUCCUCAACUUGUUACUGCAAAGGGAGCAACAGUUCUGUAUAGAGGAGGGUCAUGGAAUGGAUUUCUUUUCAGUAGUGUUUCCUGGCAUUGGCAAGUAACAAAUAAAGUCAUGAAUUUCACAGUAGUCUUCAAUGACAAAGAAUUCUCUUAUGAAUACCAAACCGUGAACAAGUCAAUUAUUGCAAGAAUGAUACUAGAUCCAUACGGAAAUUCACAACGUUUUCUAUGGUCAGAUAGCACACAAAUUUGGAAGGCUAUAUCUUCUCGUCCGGCAGACCAGUGUGAUGAUUAUUCCUUAUGCGGUAUCAACUCAAAUUGCAAUAUUAAUGAAUUUCCAGUAUGUGAAUGCGUGGAAGGUUUCAUGCCGAAAUUUGAACUACAGUGGGAGUCAUCAGAUUGGUCUGGUGGGUGUCUGAGGAGAACAAAAUUGAAUUGUCUCAAUGGUGAUGGCUUUUUGAAGUACACAAACAUGAAGUUACCAGAUACAUCAUCAUCGUAUUAUAACAAGAGCUUUAGCCUUGAAGAAUGUAAGACAAUGUGUUUGAAAAACUGUUCUUGCACCGCAUAUGCAAAUUCAGAUAUCAGGGAUGGUGGUAGUGGCUGCUUACUUUGGUUUAACAAUAUUAUGGACAUGAGAAAACAUCCAGACGUAGGACAAGACAUUUACAUACGACUCGCAUCUUCAGAACUUGAUCAUAAAAAGAAUAAGAGGAAUUUGAAGCGUGUCGGGACUCUUGCAGGAGUUUCGGCAUUCGUUAUGCUAUUAACCGUUCUUGUUUUGGUCACAUCAGCAUCUAGAAAGAAGCUUGGGUAUAUAAAAAAGUUGUUCCGUUGGAAGGACAGGAAGGAGAAGGAAGAUACCAACUUGGCAACAAUAUUUGAUUUUUCCACCAUCAAUAAUGCAACAAAUAACUUCUCUGAUACAAAUAAGUUAGGAGAAGGUGGUUUUGGACCAGUGUACAAGGGCUUAAUGGUAGAUGGGCAAGAGAUUGCUGUUAAGAGGCUUUCUAAAACAUCGGGACAAGGAUCCGAGGAGUUCAAAAAUGAAGUAAAGUUGAUGGCAACACUUCAACACCGUAAUCUAGUAAAACUUCUUGGCUGUUCUAUUCAACAAGAUGAAAAGUUGUUGAUCUAUGAAUUCAUGCCCAACAGAAGCUUGGAUUACUUUAUUUUUGAUACAACACUAAGUAAACUAUUAGAUUGGACAAAGCGCUUGGAAAUUAUUGAUGGGAUUUCUCGGGGGCUGCUAUAUCUGCAUCAGGAUUCUACACUAAGAAUCAUACAUAGAGAUCUCAAGACAAGCAAUAUACUUCUUGAUAUUGAUAUGAUCCCAAAGAUAUCCGAUUUUGGAUUAGCCAGAUCAUUUAUGGGAGACCAAGCGGAGGCUAAUACAAAUAGAGUGAUGGGAACAUAUGGAUAUAUGCCUCCAGAAUAUGCAGUGCAUGGAUCUUUCUCUAUAAAAUCUGAUGUUUUUAGCUUCGGAGUCGUUGUACUUGAGAUAAUUAGCGGUAGGAAGAAUCGCGGAUUUUCUGAUCCUCAGCAUCAUCUAAACCUUCUUGGUCAUGCAUGGAGACUAUGGAUUGAGCAAAGGCCAGAGGAGUUGCUUGCUGACAUAUUAUAUGAUAAUGACAUAUCUUCAAAAAUAAUAAGAUUUAUUCAUGUUGGGCUAUUGUGUGUACAACAGAAACCAGAAAAUAGGCCUAACAUGUCAUCUGUGGUUUUUAUGUUAAAGGGUGAAAAUUUACUCCCCAAACCAAGUAAACCUGGCUUCUAUGCAGGAGGAGAUGAUACAAAUAGCGUAGGAUCUCCAUCUAUAUAUGAAGCUUCAAUGUCAUUUCUAGAGGCUCGAUAGAAUGUCUCUGUCGUUGAAAUUUACAUCCAGGCGUAUGAAAGCUAUGAAUUUAGCAUGACUCUAAAAUUGUUAUAAAUAGAGUAUCGGAUCAUGGUUCUGUGGGUUGUUUUCAAGAUUCACAUGUACUUGUAUGGUUGCAUUUACCUACAACUUGGAAUGCCAAGGGUUUAAGAAAGCUAUGGAUUUGGUAUGACUCUUAAAUUGUUAUGAUGUUGGUAUCAAAAUGUGAAGAAUAUACACAUUAUUAUUUAUUUCAUAGUUGGUGCAGAAAGAAUUCAGAA
Molecule: messenger RNA, 2796 nt
Organism: Medicago truncatula (barrel medic)
Lineage: Eukaryota; Viridiplantae; Streptophyta; Magnoliopsida; Fabales; Fabaceae
Product: G-type lectin S-receptor-like serine/threonine-protein kinase At4g27290
Exons: 7
Coding region: 68-2515 (815 amino acids)
Biological process (GO): recognition of pollen; protein phosphorylation
Molecular function (GO): ATP binding; protein serine/threonine kinase activity
Source: RefSeq, a predicted model, not a curated record